This is a messenger RNA of Xenia sp. Carnegie-2017, 2508 nucleotides long. Its product is annotated as potassium voltage-gated channel subfamily A member 7-like. The transcript is spliced from 4 exons. Gene Ontology annotation, cellular component: membrane; voltage-gated potassium channel complex. The coding region runs from base 685 to 2193 and encodes 502 amino acids. Gene Ontology annotation, biological process: protein homooligomerization; potassium ion transmembrane transport. NCBI's taxonomy places the organism in Eukaryota, Metazoa, Cnidaria, Anthozoa, Malacalcyonacea, Xeniidae. Gene Ontology annotation, molecular function: delayed rectifier potassium channel activity. The record is from RefSeq and is a predicted model, not a curated record.
UCAAUUUUGUUCCCCCAGUAAGAUUAACUGAAUGAUUUGCAAAGAAAUUUCUCAGCUGGGACUAAGGGAAGGAAAAAUCAAUUGUGAUGUAAAUAUAGCGUAAUAGCAAGAUAUUUUGGACAAUUGCGGUGAACACACGAGCACAAAAUAACAUAAAAGUGUCGGUUUCUUUGUUUGUAAGCUACAAGAGAUCACGUAAGGAACGUGUCUGUUGCUUUAAUCCGUGAUAAAUUGUAUUCUUUUCUAAUAAUCAAGAAACAGGUUUCUGGUAGCAAACUGUCGACGUAUCAACCCUUGUCGUUAAUUAGAAAACUUUGGAAAAGAUAUGAGUUCUUGAAUCAGUUGACGAUUUCAAAACGAUUGAUGACCUGAGACAACUACAGACAGCUUCGUUUAUGUGAAGCAUCAAAGAACAAGAAGGCGAAGCGAAGGGCUUACUUCAGUUCACGAGGCAUUUCAGUGAAGAUAUAUCGAUAGUUGAAUGAAACUUUCUGACAACUUUUUAUGCGAUCUCUUGAGUCACAACGCAAACGUUUCCAUCAAGGACAUGUUCAGUAACUAAGGUUAACAUUUUCAUUUCUUUAUUCAAAACAGAGACUUGAAAAGACCGUAGCCAGAGGUGCCAUUCAAUUGUAUGACCAAUGUGUUACUGAAACUUGAGAGAAUAGUUGCAAAAGCAUUGAAAUGCAAUACUGGAAUGAUGCAAAAUGUCGUCAUGGUAGACCCACAAGUUUUUCAACGGAUUUAGAAGGGAUGGAUGAAGUGAACAGCAAACAGCGUAAAGAGGAAAAAGCAAUUAGAAACAAUUCAAGUCAAAACUCCAAUAUGAAUCAACGCGAGAGAAUUGUUGUAAAUAUUUGCGGUGCAAAAUACGAAAUCCUUGAAAGCACGAUUCAACGGUAUCCAAAGACUUUGUUGGCAGAUCAUGAAAAACGCUUGGAGUAUUGGGACGAGGAAAGAAGAGAGUAUUUCUUCGAUAGAAAUCGAUUGUGUUUUGAAUCCGUUUUGACUUAUUACCAAAGUGGAGGACUCAUAUUACGUCCGCCUCAUAUUCCAGAUGUUCUGUUUAUUCGAGAGCUGGAGUUUUAUGAGCUAGGCGAUAAAGUUGUUAACACAGUAAAAAGCGAGUUAAUUUUACCGGAAGAAAAAAGAGAUUUUCCAAAGAAUAAACUGCAAGCUCAAAUUUGGAGUCUGUUUGAGUAUCCAGACACAGGAAACAUUGCACGACUUAUAGCCUUAUUUAGUUGUACCAUCGUUCUGCUAUCUAUCGUUCUCUUUUGCAUUGAAACACUACCAGCAUUUCACGACAAGGAUUCGAAACACGAUGAAACAUUUUAUUAUAUUGAAGCUAUAUGCAUUGCGUGGUUCUGUUUGGAGUACAUAAUAAGGUUCUUCUCGUCGCCCAAUAAAUAUCAAUUUUUCACCCAAGUGCUAAACAUCAUCGAUUUAGUCGCUAUUUUACCAUUUUUCAUAUCAUUCGGGCUAAAUGGACACAAUAACAAUGUUUCUUCAAUGGCACUACUGCGGGCUGUAAGACUUGUGCGAGUAUUUCGUAUUUUCAAGCUGUCACGUUAUUCAACUGGCCUUCAGAUUUUGGGUAUGACAUUGCGCGCAAGCAUGGGCGAACUGGGUCUGCUCGUUUUUUUUCUCACAGUUGGUGUUAUUUUGUUCUCCAGUGCUGUGUAUUAUGCUGAAAUGGACCACAAGAACAGCUUAUUCAAAAGUAUACCUCAUUCCUUUUGGUGGGCUAUUGUCACCAUGACAACAGUGGGAUACGGUGACAUGUAUCCCAAAACAUUCGGUGGCAAAAUCGUUGGAUGCCUCUGCGCAUGCACAGGAAUUCUAGCUAUCGCACUUCCGGUACCAGUCAUAGUAUCAAAUUUUGAAUAUUUCUAUAGUAAGGCACAGCGUAGAGAAGAAGGAAAUACAGAUGAGAUCAAUCAGAAAUUUGAGAAACAAAAUCGUCUGAAGAAUUUUCUUGCAGUUCUUAACCGUAGAAGACCAAAUAAUAGAUCCAACGAAGAAACGUGUUUCGAUAUGGGCCCUUUUCCUAUGCAUACAGAGAGUCCACACAAUUGUAACGAUAGCCACGCGUUAAAUCCCCACAACGAUGAUGAAGAGGACAAAGAUCAAGAAAAACAAGAAAUGAAAUUGUGGAAGUACGAUGGAACAUUGCGGGCAUCAAAUGUAUGAAAAUAAAUAUAAAAAUAUUUCAGCUGAUUUCUGAAAGUCUGAGAACAAGAAAACUGUACAGAAAUUGACGUCACUUGAAUAUGUAAAUGAAAUAAAGGCACAACUAGAAGAUGUAUAUGUCCAACACUUGCAAGCGUGUCAUAAAGUAAAAGAACAUAAACACAGUAAAGAAAGAAUUGUUAGUUUUAAAUGAAAAAUAUAAUACUCUGAUGUGCUCUAAUGGAACAUUAUCAAGCAUUUAUAUGAAAAUUAACAAUGCGAAAAUCCAUGUACAUAUUUAUGAGAGGACGUCGAAAAACAAGUAAAAUUGAAAAA